Triticum dicoccoides is the source of this 3883-nucleotide messenger RNA. RefSeq names its product LRR receptor-like serine/threonine-protein kinase. NCBI's taxonomy places the organism in Eukaryota, Viridiplantae, Streptophyta, Magnoliopsida, Poales, Poaceae. The record is from RefSeq and is a predicted model, not a curated record. Gene Ontology annotation, biological process: protein phosphorylation. Gene Ontology annotation, molecular function: protein kinase activity; ATP binding; protein binding. The transcript is spliced from 2 exons. Bases 256 to 3543 code for a protein of 1095 amino acids.
GCGGCCAAAAUCUUUUGAUUUGAUGAUAAAACCAAACGGGAUUAGCUACUUAAUCUGCGCUCAUUUGGAUCCAGAUCUCUAAUCCCCUUCUUGUCUAGGGGUAUAAACUAAUCGUGGCGCGGUGUCCCCCUCUACAAUCCCGACGACAGCAAUAGGAGGCGCCACGCCACAUCCCCAUCGCGCCACCAAAAAACUUCCAUCCGUCCGUCCGUCCGUCCACCUCGCACGCGCGGCCUCGUCGGCCACCGGGCGCCAAUGCCGCCGCGCUCCCGCGCCCUCGCGCUGCUCGUGUCGCUCGCCUGCGCCGCGCUGCUGGCCGCCCCGUGCCGGUGCGUCAAUGAGCAGGGCCGGGCGCUGCUGGACUGGCGCCGGUCGCUACGGCCGGCGGGCGGCGCGCUCGACUCGUGGAGGGCGUCGGACGCGAGCCCUUGCCGGUGGUUCGGCGUGUCGUGCGACGCGCGCGGCGCCGUCGUGUCGCUGAGCGUCACCGGCGUCGACCUGCGUGGCCCGCUCCCGGCCAACCUGCUGCCGCUCGCGCCGUCGCUCACCACGCUGGUGCUCUCCGGCACGAACCUCACCGGCCCGAUCCCGCCGGAGAUCGGCGCGUACGGCGCGCUGGUCACGCUCGACCUCAGCAAGAACCAGCUCACGGGCGCGGUCCCGCCCGAGCUCUGCCGGCUCGCCAAGCUCGAGACGCUCGCGCUCAACUCCAAUUCCCUGCGCGGCGCCAUCCCCGACGACCUCGGCGACCUCGCCAGCCUCACGCACGUCACGCUCUACGACAACGAGCUCAGCGGCGCCAUCCCGGCGAGCAUCGGGAGGCUCAAGAAGCUGCAGGUGAUCCGCGCCGGCGGGAACCAGGCGCUCAAGGGCCCGCUGCCCAAGGAGAUCGGCGGCUGCGCGGACCUCACCAUGAUCGGCCUCGCCGAGACCGGCAUGUCCGGCAGCCUCCCCGAGACGAUCGGGCAGCUCAAGAAGAUCCAGACGAUUGCUAUCUACACCACAAUGCUCUCCGGCGGCAUCCCGGAGUCCAUCGGCAACUGCACCGAGCUCACCAGCCUCUACCUCUACCAGAAUUCUCUUUCUGGACCGAUACCACCGCAGCUUGGCCGGCUCCGGAAGCUGCAGUCGCUGCUGCUCUGGCAGAACCAGCUCGUAGGCGCGAUCCCGACGGAGCUCGGCCAGUGCGAGGAGCUCACCCUUAUCGACCUCUCGCUGAAUUCUCUCUCCGGCAGCAUUCCGGCCAGCUUGGGCCGGCUGCCGAACCUCCAGCAGCUGCAGCUGAGCACGAACCGGCUCACCGGCGCCAUCCCGCCGGAGCUCUCCAACUGCACCUCUCUGACGGACAUCGAGCUCGACAACAACGCGCUCUCCGGGGAGAUCCGCCUCGACUUCCCGAAGCUCGGGAACCUCACGCUGUUCUAUGCGUGGAAAAACGGCCUCACCGGCGGUGUGCCGGCGAGCCUCGCCGAGUGCGCGAGCCUCCAGUCGGUGGACCUCUCCUACAACAACCUCACUGGGCCGAUUCCGAAGGAGCUGUUCGGGCUGCAGAACUUGACGAAGCUGCUGCUGCUGAGCAACGAGCUCUCUGGCGUCGUGCCGCCGGACAUCGGCAACUGCACUAACCUCUAUCGGCUGCGGCUCAACGGUAACCGGCUGUCCGGCACGAUACCCGCCGAGAUCGGCAACCUGAAGAACCUCAAUUUCCUCGACAUGAGCGAGAACCACCUUGUCGGCCCGGUGCCGGCGGCCAUUUCCGGGUGCGGCAGCCUCGAGUUCCUUGACCUGCACUCCAAUGCUCUGUCCGGCGCAUUGCCUGCCGCGCUGCCGCACAGCCUCCAGCUCGUUGACGUAUCCGACAACCAGCUCUCCGGGCAGCUGAGGUCCAGCGUUGCCUCGAUGCCGGAGCUGACCAAGCUUUACUUGGCGAAGAAUCGGCUGACCGGCGGCAUCCCGCCGGAGCUGGGUUCUUGCGAGAAGCUUCAGCUGCUGGACCUCGGCGACAACGCGUUCUCUGGCGGCAUCCCCGCGGAGCUCGGGGCGCUCCAGUCGUUGGAGAUUUCGCUUAACCUCAGUUGCAACCGUCUGUCCGGUGAGAUACCGCCCCAGUUCGCCGGCCUUGACAAGCUCGGCAGCCUCGACCUGUCGCACAACGGGCUGUCCGGGAGCCUCGACCCGCUGGCGGCGUUGCAGAACCUCGUGACGCUCAACAUCUCGUACAACGCCUUCUCCGGCGAGCUCCCGAACACCCCCUUCUUCCAGAAGUUGCCGCUCAGCGACCUCGCCGGCAACCGCCACCUCGUCGUCGGCGAUGGUUCCGAUGAGUCCUCCGGGCGCGGCGCCCUCACGACGCUCAAGAUAGCCAUGUCCGUCCUGGCCGUUGUCAGCGCGGCGUUCCUGGUGGCCGCCACCUACAUGCUCGCCCGCGCGCGCCGUGGCGGCCGCAGCAGCGCCCCGGUUGACGGCCACGGCACGUGGGAGGUGACGCUGUACCAGAAGCUGGACAUAUCCAUGGACGACGUGCUCCGCGGGCUGACGUCCGCGAACGUGAUCGGCACCGGCAGCUCCGGCGUGGUGUACAGGGUGGACACCCCGAACGGCUACACCAUCGCGGUGAAGAAGAUGUGGUCGCCGGACGAGGCGAGCGCCGGCCUCGCCUUCCGCAGCGAGAUCGCCGCGCUGGGCUCCAUCCGCCACCGCAACAUCGUCCGGCUGCUGGGCUGGGCGGCCAACGGCGGCAGCAGCACGCGGCUGCUGUUCUACAGCUACCUGCCCAACGGCAACCUGAGCGGCCUGCUCCACGGCGGCGUGGUCGGGGGCACCAAGGGCGCGCCCACGGCCGAGUGGGGCGCGCGGUACGACGUGGCGCUCGGAGUCGCCCACGCCGUGGCAUACCUCCACCACGACUGCGUGCCGGCCAUCCUGCACGGGGACAUCAAGUCCAUGAACGUGCUGCUCGGCCCGGCCUACGAGCCGUACCUCGCCGACUUCGGCCUCGCCCGCAUCCUCUCGGCCGGGCAGGGCAAGCUCGAUGACUCCUCGUCCAAGCCGCAGCGCAUCGCCGGCUCCUACGGCUACAUGGCGCCAGAGUACGCGUCGAUGCAGCGGAUCAGCGAGAAGAGCGACGUGUACAGCUUCGGGGUGGUGCUGCUGGAGGUGCUGACGGGGCGGCACCCGCUGGACCCGACGCUGCCGGGCGGCGCGCACCUGGUGCAGUGGGUGCAGGCGAGGCGCGGGAGCGACGACGAGAUCCUGGACGCGCGCCUCAGGGAGAGCGCCGGCGAGGCGGACGCGCACGAGAUGCGGCAGGCGCUGGCCGUGGCCGCGCUCUGCGUGUCCCGCCGCGCGGACGACCGGCCCGCGAUGAAGGACGUCGUGGCGCUGCUCGAGGAGAUCCGGCGCCCCGCCGCGGCCGACGACGCCAAGCCGCCGCCGCCGGCCACCACGCUGCCCUCCGCCGCGCCCGCGCCCAUGCUGUCGCCGGCGCGCGGCGGCCCGCACUCCAGCGGCGACUCGUUCGCCGUCUCGGACUACUCCGCAUGAGACCCAUUCGACUCAAUUUUGGUGCCGAUCGAGCAGUAGAGUUCACGAACAGCAGCAGCAAGCAGAUGCUGUUAAAUUAGUUACUCAAUAAUUCGUUGAUUAGUGGAGGAUGUGUGUAGAUCAUGGCGUGGCAAGUAAUUAAUCAAUGGAUGCUGUACUUAGGUGUAAUAAUCAUCUCUGGCCAUGUACAUACCCUGCGACAUGAAUCUUGGUUGUUUGGUCGUGUGGAGCGCGGGCGGAAACAUGCCGCGGCACUGUUCCGGUGGGACUGUGGAGCGUGGGUGCGGCUGGUCCUGGCUGGGCUUCGUUUGUUUGGACUUGCUCGCUGGAACGAAAUGGA